This is a messenger RNA of Uncinocarpus reesii 1704, 1275 nucleotides long. RefSeq lists its product as uncharacterized. NCBI's taxonomy places the organism in Eukaryota, Fungi, Ascomycota, Eurotiomycetes, Onygenales, Onygenaceae. Gene Ontology annotation, cellular component: extrinsic component of endoplasmic reticulum membrane; endoplasmic reticulum palmitoyltransferase complex. Gene Ontology annotation, biological process: protein targeting to membrane; peptidyl-L-cysteine S-palmitoylation. Bases 1 to 1275 code for a protein of 424 amino acids. The transcript has 2 exons. The record is from RefSeq and is a predicted model, not a curated record.
AUGGUUGCCAUCGACCGUGCCGUUAGCCGUCGACGCCGGCCGUACGAAGAUAUCCCUCUAGUCCCCAUUAUCCCUGCCAAUCGCCCUCCCGCUCCCUCGAUCCGCGCCCCCGAUCCCUCCUACCAGCCUCCGCCGCGAUCUCGAGAGUUCAACCCGCCGUGCGCGCCCUCGCGAAACCGAGGACCUCUGCUAUCGAUCCGCACGCACGUUCGUCGGCCGGUUGCGUCUCCGUGGAAUCCUAUCAACCACGUUCCUCGUACCACCGUUAUCCCGGCUCCCCGCCCCAUACCCCUUUCCAACCCAGCCCCAUUCGCCGAGUCUUCGCGAGACGUGCACCCAUUGUUGACAAUUCCAGAACGCCGCCGGAGCCGACAGCAACCAAGCCCAUCGAGCUUGUUCGUCGAACGUAGCGCCGGCGAGACGGAAAGUGGCCGUACCAGCAUCGCCAUCCCCCGCCAACACCGCUCGAGCGGUACUUGGGACGAGAUCGAUAUGGGAGACCACAGACAGGAGGCUGGGGAAAAUCGAUUCAAUCCAUUGGGACCCAGCCCGCGCUUCCUUUCAGAUCCACACCAUGAUCCUGCUCGCCGUAUAAAUUCUCGUCAUUCCGCCAUUUCACACACAUUUGCUUCAUUCCCAUCUGCCAAUGGCAACGCGUCCACGCAAGACGGCUCAGGCGAAGACGGAGCCGCCGACCCCGCUGAAGAGCUGACCUGGGGCCCCGCGCACCCGUGCUUUCCUCACAUGAACCCCCACGUGCCGCUCCAUUCCGCAGAAUAUCAGAAUACCCGGGUAAUCCGCAUAAGGCGCGACUGGAUGCUCAAAGGUGAUCUGGCACCGACGUUCUCGAACCUCUACCCCGAGAUUCUCGACCCCCUGCUUCCCGAGUCGGAGUUUCGGAAAAUCAUCGCCAAAGUCAAUAGGGAAAUGGUCGAUAUUUAUAAUCCGUUCAGCCUUCAGAACUGGGUCGACGCCACAAUAGGCUUCCUAACAGGGUGGAUAUGGGACGAUAUAGGAGCCAGUCGUGUCAAGUCCCGGCUAAGAGCCGUUGAGGCAUGGAUAGACCGAUGGAAUCGGGAGGUUGGUGUCGCAGAAGGUGUAAAGGUAUGGCCCCUUCGCUCGACGGGGUACUUGUCACUCGAUAUACAAAUACCAGAUCCCAAAGUCGGCCUGAUUGGAAGCGAUUCGGCAUCUAUCCACGGCGAAGUGCCCAAUAUACAUGGCGCGAGAAUAGAUGCGCCUGAGAUGGUGCAAAUUACGGGUCCAGGGGACUGA